UAACGCAUUAUAAUCAAGGAAUAUUUUACUGUUUUGUUUAUAUUUCCUUAAAUGUAAAAUAUAUAAUAUAAAAGUAGAACAUUUCUUGUUAAUUAAGUUUAUUAUAGAUGAAUUAAUUCCGAUAAAAAGAAAAUAAUUUCAAAGUUAUGUUUUAUGGUAGGCAACCCAACAUACACGUUUCGAAUGUUCAAAUCCUUAACCGGUGGAGACGGUUGUGUCGUUAUAGUACUCGUGCAUAUUUGUCAAUUAAACUAGUUAUUUUAGUAUUUAUUAUAUCAUCUGCAACUGCCAUGGAUAAAAUUCACGUGGAAAUACUUCUUGAAAAAGAAAAUGUUUUUACCGACGCAGAACUGAUAGAAAUAUGCGGCAGUCAUUUAUCAGAACAUCAUGCUCAGCCAGGUUCAAGGAUGACAAACUUUCCAGAUAAUUCUAUGGUUGCAAUUGCUGGUGCCCAGGAAUUAAUUGUGAAUGAAUGUUGUGGGAUUACUGGCCCUGUUGAUUUCGAAAGCAAAUCAAUUCAAUGGUACAUCUACAGCUUGAAUUCACUUGGACCUCAAGCUGAAAAUUUCAAUGAUUCGAAUGGAGACUAUGUGAAUGUAGCAUCUGAUUAUAUUCUACCUUGUGCAGAUCUGCAUUUGUUAUGGGAGAAUUUAAUCUAUGACCAUAAUGUGAAGGAUGAUCUUUUGAAUUAUGCUCAUGCUAUAAUGUCGUUCUCACAACGUGGUGUUAAUUUUAACAUCAUAAGUUGCAAUAAAGUAAUAUUGUUGCACGGACCACCGGGAACCGGAAAAACAUCACUUUGCAAGGCAUUAGCUCAGAAGUUAUCCAUAAGAAUGGUGCAAACUUAUCCAAAAGCUAUUUUGAUUGAAAUCAAUAGCCAUAACUUAUUCUCCAAGUGGUUUUCAGAGAGUGGAAAAUUAGUCACGAAAAUGUUUGACCACAUUCGCGACGUGUGCGAAAUGACCAAUACCCUUGUCUGUGUCCUCAUCGAUGAAGUGGAGUCCCUCGCACAUGCUCGUGAGCAGUGUUUGAAUGGUAAUGAACCAUCCGACGCGUUCAAAGUCGUCAAUGCGGUCUUAACACAAAUCGAUAAUUUGAAACGUUAUCCAAACGUGUUGGUGCUUAGCACGUCUAAUAUCAUGUGUGCGAUAGACCUUGCAUUUGUUGACCGCGCUGAUUUUAAACAAUAUAUCGGCCCGCCGAGUGUGCCAGCAAUUAAGAAAAUUUACACGAGUUGCAUUAACGAGUUGAUACGUACAGGUGUAAUUUGUUUGGAUGAAAAUAAGUCUGAGGGUCUUGAUAGCCAAGAGUUUGAUGUUGCUCUGACUAAAAUUAGUGAAGCAAGUCAGAAACUUAGUGGUAGAAUGUUGCGCAAGUUGCCGUUAUUGGCUUGUGCUUCUCAUUUGCGGCAUUCAGAACUCGGGUUGAUGGAUUUUAUGGAAGCUAUGGGUAAGAGUAUUGAAAAUGAAUUUUGCCAGAGGGAUAAAUUGUUGAAUGGAAAAUUGACAAACGGGUACAAAGAGUAAUUUAGUAAAAUCGGAUUUUAUAGUAGUAAUAAUUUUUAUCGCCAUUAUUUUAUCAUAUUUAUCGUAAGUCUUAAUUCAAUUAUCAAGUAAAUGUUAUAAUAUUUUAUCAUGUAGGAAGUUUAGUAAAAUCUGUCAUAAAUUGUUUAUAAAUUGAGGCUGAUGGAGCUAAAUAUUAGAAGCAAUAUAUAAUAUCUAGGUGGUGUCCCCAACUAGAUGUUUGCGUCGGCUGUCAAUUUGGUUUCCUGUUUAGUCGGUCGUGCGCGAUGGUGUCGUGAGCACGUGUUUUGUUCGUGAGUCUAUCUUUAUAGUUAUUAAUCGCUUUUCUUGAGAUUUUAAUUUGUUGGUGACAUGGUAAAUCUUAAAUGUUCAGAGAGUGUGGUCUACAGUUAAGUAAUAAUCUAUGGUUCCCGAUAUAGACUGAUUUAAUCGUAGUAUGUGUGCCGGCCGUCGGAAACUUUACCGUCGCAUUGGAUUUAUCAUUUAUUUAUUAACUUUAAAUCGUUCAUAUAAACAACAUUUCUCCUCAAUGUGAAAAACUAAAUAAAGGGAAAAUAUUCGAGUAACGUGAAUUAUUCUUAUAACUAACGUAUUAAUUCAUUUUAAUAUUUCUGUUUUUUACGUGCAGUGAAACUACAAAGUACUUGGUUGUAUGAGCUCCAAUAAAAGACAAUUUAAUACUGUA
This is a messenger RNA of Dalotia coriaria, 2208 nucleotides long. It is a transcript of the gene pch2, whose product is annotated as pachytene checkpoint 2 protein. The record is from RefSeq and is a predicted model, not a curated record. The transcript is spliced from 5 exons. Lineage: Eukaryota; Metazoa; Arthropoda; Insecta; Coleoptera; Staphylinidae. The coding region runs from base 147 to 1526 and encodes 459 amino acids. Gene Ontology annotation, molecular function: ATP hydrolysis activity; ATP binding. Gene Ontology annotation, cellular component: chromosome; nucleus. Gene Ontology annotation, biological process: meiotic recombination checkpoint signaling; reciprocal meiotic recombination.